UUUUAGAAUAUAAUUUUUGUUGUCCUCAAUUCUUUCGUUUCUCUGCUUUCUAUCCUGCGCAUAUUGCGAGACUCUCGCAAAAGUCUCGUUCGCUGGUUUGCUGGGUAAUCACGCAAUUGCACUAGUGUGUGCAUUUGCUUGUAGUCUGAGUCAGCGAAUAUUAAAAUGCAGGUACGGGCCGUUAAUUCUCUCUCUUUGUUUGCAUGACGUCUGGAAGCAGCUUUUGGUGCCAACUGAGGCACUGCCUUACCUUCACUUGGAUAUAACUUACGCUGAAUAGUCAUGGAAUAGUCAACAUGCAUACAAGGGGUUUUAUCAUUAGCAAACAAAUUCCAAGGUGAUUAAAUGCAACUACAUAAAUAAUCCACUUAUCUGGCCUCUCAUUUAUUUGUUUUGUUGGUACUUUUGCGCGCUCCUAAAAGUGCCAGCGACCCUGUCCUUUCCAGGGCUGGCAAAUAACCGUUAGCCUGUUAAAAUCAAAUGCAACCAUGGCAACCGUUGCCCAGCGGCGCCACUUUUCGUUUUGUUGUGGUUUUGUGUGCCGCAGUUGAGAGGAAAAUUGCGAAAUGACGCUGUACUUUGACACUAAAAUUGAGUUCUUGGACUCGGAUGCAGUGAGCACCAUCAGCAGUUGGCAUCCUAAUGAGCCGCUCUUUGCCGUGGCCUCUUUCAGCCCGGAUCGAGGCGGUUCCGUCACCAUAUUUGCAGAUACCGGUGAACCGCAAAGAGAUGUAACCUAUCCGGUGCAUGCCACGUCGCAGGCCACAGCCCUGUGCUGGCAUCCGGAGAAGGCGCUGCUGGCCAGCGGCUGGGAGCACGGUGACAUACACGUUUGGUUUGCCGGCCAUCGGGAGUUUGCCAGCGUCAAUGCACCCCACAAGGCGGCCAUUGUGCUGCUGCAAUUCAGCGAGCAGGGCGGACGCAUGGUCACGGCGGAUGCCAUGGGUCUAGUCACCGGCUGGCGCUGCGAUGGACAGUAUCAGUUCCUGACCAUGUUCUCGCACGAUCUGCGGGAGGUGCUGCUGUUGGUCUGCUUUCGACGCACCGUGGAGAGCGAGGUGCGUGAGGAGAUGGCAAAUCUGGCCAAGGCGGCGGUGGCCGGCGAUGAGAAUGCCUUGGACACGCUCACAAACUGGCGGCCACGCACCGCUGCCCGUGGCCUGACCCAUUCGGGAGUUCGGGACAAUCAUUGCUUCUAUGGCUGCACACAAGGAGGCGUGGUCUACUACAUCAAUCAGGGCGGCGCCUGCGUCGAGGUGAUGAAGUGCGGCUCUCUGCCGCCCAUAGUCCAGAUGCUCUGGCAUCCCAAAAAGGAUGCAGUCAUCUGUCUGAUGGAGGACUUGACUGUGGUUCUGUUCCUGGUCGAGUCCACGGGCAUUCUCACGGAACUGGAUCGAGUGAAGAUGAGCGGACGUGGUGGCGGCAGGCAGGGUGGCAUAGCCUGGUCAGGCAACAGUUUGGCCAUCAUCACAGGCGAUCUCUUUGUGCGUAUCUGGGACAUUGAACGGAGCGACAACUAUCUCUUAAGAAUGGAUCUGCCCAGCACUAGCCAUUGGAACUCCACCCUCUCCAGCCUGGCCAAUGCCACGAAUACCACGAAUACCACCAGCUCCUCGUCGCACAAUCUCUUUAGACAGGACAGCAGCGAGGGCAGCAGCAUACUGCCGCGCAAGCCCAUCAAGUACGGGCAGCUGAACAGCGGCGAGAUCUUUAGCUGCCUGGCGUACAGUGCCAGCUAUCAGACUCUGUGCGCGGGCACCUCCCUGGGCAACCUGUACACCUGGAAGCGCAGUGGCAGUCGCCUGGUGACCGCGCCCGAGGAUAUCUGGCAGCUGACGAACAUCUCUUCAGUGCGCGGCGCCGUCAGGAGCUGCGAGUGGGGAUUCAAUGAGCUGUCGAAGCCCUGCAUGCUGGUCAACUGUCUGUCGAAUGUGUACAUGCUGAAGGAGCAGCCGCUGCUGGCGUUUCACACCCGCGAGCUGUGGGCGGUGCAGCGUUCGGCCAAGUCGGUGCAGCUGACGCACUGCAGCGGCCGGCAGACGAGUGUCCAGUCCGAGUUUGCAGUGACGGCUCUGGCCCUCAACGAGCUGAGUCUGGUGAUGAGCAACGGGCGGAGCAUCUCCUCGUACAGCCUCCAGAAGGUGGACAAGAGCUUGGAUGAAUUCGACGAGGUGCUGGAGGCGGUGCCAGUGGACGGAGGCGAACCUCCCGCAUCCACAGCCUCUCCUGCCUCGCUGAGCGUGAAGCUGCUGCAAACCUUUCCCGCCGAGUGCCUGCUGCUGUGCCUCCAGAACCAGAACAUCUUCUGCCUGGCGAGCAGCGACAUUAUGGUGUACUCCGUGGGCGGUGUGGUGCUGCAUCGCAUUCAGUCCAGCGAUAUUGAGGGAAAGAUCAUUGGCAUGGACCUGAGUGGCUGCUACCUCUCCGUCUUCACCAUGAACGGGUAUGUGAAGGCGUACGAUGUGUCGCGGCACGAUCCGAAGCUGCUGUUUCCCAGCAAGUCGGGCCACGACAUCUUCGAUGACUUUGGUGAGUUCAUUCUGGUGAAGUGCAACAGCCAGGGCAGCCACCUGGCCAUGGUCAUAGCCAACAGCAGCUUCAUGCCUCGCUCCGCGCUCUUCUGCUGGGACUUUGAGCGCAACAAUCUGUUCGAGUACGACCUGCAGGAGGAGACCAGUCUGCCGGUGCGGCUGUUCUGGGACACCGACGAGCCGCGUCUCCUCGCCAUGGAGGUGAAGUCGAUGAUGCAAAAGCCCCAGCCAACGGCCAAGAACUCCAACGCCCAUCAGCCGCCCAUGCACUUUGUCCAGUCGCAGAUCAUGCUGAUGUUCUACUCGGAUCAGAGUCAGGGCUCAGGCCUGAAUCUGCUCGAGUCGCAGCCCUUGGCCGCCGGCUGUCAGCUGCUGAACCUGUGCGUGCCCAGCGUCGUCCGCUUGAAGAUCAAUGUGGUGGAGGAGCAGCCGCUGCAGGACUUUGCCGAUCUGCGGCAGUGCGAUGCGGCCACCAGGAAGCUGGUCCUAAAAUUCAGCCUGCACGUGGCGGAGGGGAACAUGGAUCUGGCCUACCGCAGCAUUCGCUCCAUCCAGUCGAAGGUCAUUUGGACGAAUCUGGCCAAGAUGUGCGUCCACACGAACCGCCUGGACGUGGCCAAGGUGUGCAUGGGCCACCUGGAGCAGGCACGUUCCGUUCGCGCCCUGCGCCAGGCCAUGGAGGACGAUGAUCUCGAGACGGAGGCCAAAGUGGCCGUUCUGGCCAUCGAACUGGGCAUGAUCGAGGAGGCCAAGGAUCUGUACAGACGCUGCAAGCGAUUCGAUUUGCUCAACAAGCUGCUGCAGGCCACUGGGCGCUUGGACGAGGCGGUCCAAAUGGCCGAAACGGAGGACAGGAUUCACCUGAAGCACACGUACUACCAGAAGGCGCAGGAACUGCGCGAGAAGGGCGACAUCAAGGGCGCCUUGGAGUACUUUGAGAAGACGCAGAAUCCCGCGCAGAACAUCACCCAGCUGCUGAUUGAGAAUCCUGGCGCCAUGAAGCGCUACAUUCAGACCACCAGCGAUCCGAAGCUGUUGCGUUGGUGGGGCCAGUACAUUGAGAGCUCCGGGGACAUGGACGCCGCCUUGGCUGUCUACCACAAGGCAGAGGAUUGGUUCUCCCAGGUGAAAAUACUCUGCUAUUUGGGAAAGAUCUCCAAGGCGGACGCGAUUGCCAGGCAGUCGGGAGAUCGAGCCGCCUGCUACCAUCUGGCGCGGCACUACGAGAACGUGGGCAAGUUCCAGGAGGCCAUUAUGUUCUUCACGCGCGCCCAGACCUUCAGCAAUGCCAUUCGCAUCUGCAAGGAGAACGACUUCCAGGAGGAACUCUGGACGGUGGCCAGCUCCUCGCGACAGCGGGACAAGGCCAUUGCGGCGGCCUACUUUGAGGAGUGCGGCAACUUCAAGCAUGCCGUGGAGCUGUACCAUCGGGCGGGCAUGCUGCACAAGGCGCUGGAAAUGGCCUUCGAGUCGCAGCAGCCGGAAAUCCUGGAGAUCAUCGCCACGGAGCUCAGUCCGGACUCGGAUACGGAGCUGAUCAAUCGCUGUGCGGAUUUCUUUUGCAGCAUCGAGCAGCACCAGAAGGCCGUACACCUGCUGGCCAAAACGAACCACCUGGAGCGUGCUGUCGGCAUCUGCACGGAGAAGGGGGUGCCCGUGACGGAGGAGCUGGCCGAGAUGCUCACCCCCGACAAGGGGGACUUUGAGGAGGCCACACGCACCUCCAUCCUGGUGCAGCUGGGUGAGCUGCUCCAAGAGCAGGGCGACUACCACAGCGCCACGAAGAAAUUCACCCAAGCGGGCGACAAGAUGCGCGCCAUGAAGAGUCUGCUCAAGUCGGGCAACACCGACAAGAUUGUGUUCUUUGCGAACAUGUCGCGCCAGCGAGAGGUGUACAUUAUGGCGGCCAACUACCUGCAGGCUCUGGACUGGCAGGGCGACGCCUCCAUCCUCAAGCACAUUGUCAGCUUCUACACCAAGGGCCAGGCCUUCGAUUCGCUGGCCAAUUUCUAUGCCAUUUGCGCCUCGAUGGAGAUUGAGGAGUAUCAGGACUAUGGCAAGGCACUGACUGCCAUGCAGGAGGCCUCAAAGUGCCUGGAGAAACUGAGCCACGCCCAGCACGCGUACAACAAUCUGCAGCGCACGGUGGGCGACGUCAAGCAGAUCUUGGAGAUCCAGCAAGCGCUUCGGGAUGGCGACAAUCAGUCGGUCAUUGGCGCCUGUCGCAGCAUGUUGAUCAAGCCUGAGCUGCCGCCCAUUCGUCACUCGCACAUUCUGGCCAUGCUGGUGCGUGCCCUCGUCUAUGCCAAACAGUAUCCGGAGGCGGGACGCGCCCUCAAAGAGCUGGCCGUAAAGGACAACUCUUGGAGCGCCUCGGGUCUGCUGGACCGCGGACUCGUCCAGAAGGUGGCCAAGGAGUGCGACCUGGACUUCAAUUUGAUUUGGAACUCGGGUCGUCAGGUGGCCACAGCCACCACAGCCACCAGCAUGACUACCACAACGACCACAACCAGCGACGACGAUGAUGACGCCGACGACGAGGAGAUAAGAGAGGAACUGCAUUAGGAAUCGUCCGCCCCCGCCAACUAGAUCCGGCCAAGGGUCGAAACCCACAGAGAAUCUACGAGUAAAUGAAUGGAAUGAGCAAUCCAUACAAUUUCGCAAUAUUGCUCACAGCAGCAGGCGGCGUUCCCUUCAGUUCCCCCCACCACCAUGACGACCCAUUAGAGGUUUUUAUGAAUGAACUAUACGCGAGGGUCGAGUCUACGUAGUAAAAGCUCUCCUCCACACACACACACACACACACACACAACGUAGGCUUCAACGCGUCACUAUAAAAUAAAUAUAAACAAUGCACAGGUCGGGCGAGGCGACUAUAGGAAUACCUGCUACAGAAGCUACAGAAGCUAAAAAGACCUACAGC
This is a messenger RNA of Drosophila obscura, 5454 nucleotides long. RefSeq names its product intraflagellar transport protein 140 homolog (gene rempA). The coding region runs from base 567 to 5096 and encodes 1509 amino acids. Gene Ontology annotation, cellular component: intraciliary transport particle A; ciliary basal body; axoneme. NCBI's taxonomy places the organism in Eukaryota, Metazoa, Arthropoda, Insecta, Diptera, Drosophilidae. The transcript has 6 exons. Gene Ontology annotation, biological process: intraciliary retrograde transport. The record is from RefSeq and is a predicted model, not a curated record. Gene Ontology annotation, molecular function: protein binding.